Molecule: messenger RNA, 855 nt
Organism: Protopterus annectens (West African lungfish)
Lineage: Eukaryota; Metazoa; Chordata; Ceratodontiformes; Protopteridae
Product: proteasome subunit beta type-11-like
Exons: 1
Coding region: 1-855 (284 amino acids)
Cellular component (GO): proteasome core complex
Molecular function (GO): threonine-type endopeptidase activity
Source: RefSeq, a predicted model, not a curated record
AUGGCACUUGAAGAAGUAAGUGGUUUAAAACUGGAAGGCACUCCUGGAUGUCACAAAAAAUAUCCAGACUCCAUCCACCUCAAAGACAUCCCUCUUUGGUUGAACAAUGCCAGUUUUACACUUGCUCCAGGUUCUGACCCUGUGGAGCAUAUAGGCUCACCUAGGGGAAAGGAAGGGGAUCCUGGUCUAAAACUGGCACAUGGUACUACAACACUGGCAUUUAGAUUCAAGCAUGGUGUUAUUGCUGCAGCUGACACACGGGCCUCUUGUGGGUCUCUUGUGGCCUGUUCAUGCUCUCAAAAAAUUAUUCCCAUUAAUAAAUAUAUAGUGGGGACCACUUCGGGCAAGUCUGCAGACUGCAUGACAUGGAAACGGAUUCUAGCUAGAGAAUGCCGCUUAUAUGAAUUACGGAAUGGGAAAAGGCUCACCGUAGCUGGAGCUGCCAAACUUCUCUCUAACAUGCUGUACCCCUACAAAGGAAUGGAUCUCUGUGUCGCCACAACUAUUUGUGGAUGGGACCAGACAGGUCCUUCCCUUUAUUAUGUUUACAGUGACGGAACACGGAUGACAGGAGAUGUGUUCUCUGUUGGCUCUGGCUCACCCUAUGCUUACAGCAUCUUGGACUGUGAAUACCACUACAACAUGAGUACUGAAGAGGCCUACUCCUUAGCACGCCAUGCCGUUUUCCAUGCCACCCAUCGGGAUGCUUACUCCGGAGGAUUUGUGGACCUCUAUCAUGUACGUGAAACUGGCUGGAUUAAGGUGUCAAGAGAAGACAUUUUCCCAAUUUAUUAUCAAGUCAUGCAGGGAAACCAGGAGGAUAAGAAAGGUCAGAAACAAUCAACAUCAUUCUAG